AUGUCCCCUGCGCUGCCAGAUAUACCGCCUGUACGCUUCAUCGAACCUCGCCACUUGGUGUUCGGCGUCAUAGGUUAUGGCAUCUAUCUGCUCUGUCAUAAGCUGUUUCUCUGGCCGUACUUUCUCUCGCCCUUGAGACAGGUGCCAGGCCCACCUCUUGGCCAUCCUGUUUUUGGUCAGUCUGGGACCAUCAUUCGCAGCGAAACGGGCAUUCCACAACGCGAGUGGGUGAAGAAAUAUGGGCCUGUCGUCCGAGUCAUUGGCCCCGUAGGAAUUGAGAGGAUGAUUUUCAUGAGACCUGAGGCAUUGCAUCAAAUGCUCGUCAAGGACUGGCUCGAAUAUCCUCGCCCUGGCUUCCUUCGAAACAUCUUGGGCCUUGUAACGGGAUAUGGACUCCUGACUGUCACUGGCAAUGACCACAAGCAAAUGCGGAGAGCAAUGAAUCCCGCAUUCUCUAUCCCUAAUCUAAUGGCCCAAAUACCCAUGUACUUUGAGCCCAUUGACGGCUUGGUGGACAUUCUGAAGUCGCAAAUAAAGCCUGGUGAAGCAAAACAAAUCUAUGUUUACGAAUGGUUGAGCAAAGUGACGUUAGAUAUCAUCUGCGAAACCGCGUUUGGCUACAAGGCCGAUUCGCUGCACAACCCACACAACGAGCUCGCAGAAGCCUAUGAACAGCUUCUCAGCCUCCAGUCAGGCCCCAACCUUGCCAAGUUCAUCCUGCUGGUCUCCUUACCCGGCGCCCCGCGAUUCCUAGCCUCCGACUGGGCAUACAAUCACCGAAAUUGGAUCUCGAAGAUACCUGUUUUCGGUACUAUAAGCCAGUUGAUUGAUGCCAUGUAUAGGAUUCGCAAAAUAUCUGUGCGAAUGCUUGACGAGAAGAUGAGAGAUUCCGAUCUGGUCCUGAAUGACUCUGAUGCGAAGCGAGAUAUUAUGAGCAUCCUCGUGCGUGCACGGAAGGCGGAGCUCGAUGGAGGCAAGGGCGAGUACGCCAUGAGCGACCGUGCCAUGAUGGAUCAAGUGCUCACUUUCUUGGGCGCUGGCCACGAGACCACGGCAUCUGGUCUAACUUGGACACUCUGGCACCUCUCCAACAACCUGGACGUACAGCAGCGUCUACGUGAUGAACUUUACCCGGUCUUCUCAGAGAACGCUCAUCCCGAUUACCGGACCCUCAAGGACCUACAGUGGCUCGACUGCGUCGUCAUGGAAAGCCUAAGAGUCAUGCCACCUGUCCCGCUGACGGUGCGCGUAGCAGCAAAGACGGACUACAUCGACGGUGUGCUCGUGCCCAAAGGAACUCUUAUCACGAUCCCUAUACGAGUUGUCAACACCUGGAAAGAGGUCUGGGGCGAGGACGCCGAGAGUUUCAACCCAGCACGAUGGCUCAGCCUCCCGAAGGAUUAUCACCCGACGUUCUCGAUGCUCUCCUUUAUCGCUGGUCCGCACGCGUGCAUCGGAAAGACCAUGGCCAUCAUCGAGAUGAAAGCCGUCCUCGCCGCCCUAAUCGUCAACUUUGAGUUCGAGCCCGCUUUCGCCGGGCAGGUGCCUAAACCUGCGGCUGCGAUCACCAUCAAACCGACCGAUGGGAUGCCUCUUCGCGUUCGAAGAGUGUCAACGCCUUCGAAUCCGACGCCCAUUCUCAAGUGA
Messenger RNA from Cyclocybe aegerita, 1647 nucleotides. NCBI's taxonomy places the organism in Eukaryota, Fungi, Basidiomycota, Agaricomycetes, Agaricales, Hemipholiotaceae. The record is from the annotation of a GenBank genome assembly.